UAAUGCAAAAUUAGAGUCACCGUUAGAAAGCACCUUGGCAGGUACUAACAGUCAUGGUGUGAUUGUUUCCUCACCUUGGCAAUGAAAAUCCAAAUACGUGUGGUGCUGAGCAAUCCUCCAAGCACAAGAAGGCAGUUGAACAUUAAUGAUCAUUUUUUUAUAAAUGUCACUAUAUAAGUCCACCUAAAACACAAAUAAGGGAUUUAGGGCGUUUUUAAAACGCCCGGUCCACCCCCCAAAAAAAAAAAAAUUCAAAUAGUAGCAUAUUCCUUUCAUGAAAAGAAUAUGUACCCGUUUGUUUCCACUUUUUGAGUCCAAAAAUGGCGUUUUGAAAAAAGCUCAGCACUCUCUCUCACGCCCCUCAUCUCUCAUCUUUGCUCUCCCUUCGCAGUUUGCACGACGCCUCUAUCUCUUCUCUCUGCCUUGCUCUGCCCUCUCCGUACCAAAAACACUGAUCUGCUACCAAAAACCAGAAGGAACUUGUUAUCUCACCAAAGCCCUACCUCUAUAGAUGGAAGGAGCAGUGGGUAUAGGAAAUCAUCAAGGAUCAAAUGCUUCAACAGAAAUAGGGAGUGAAAAUACUGAAAAUCAAAAGGAAGCAAACACUUCAAAUGAAAAAAAAAUUCAAAAUGAACGAUUGGUUGACGACCUCAAACUAAUGAUUAAAGAGCCAGUGCCUCCAUUAUCAAUUGAAGGUCAUAUCAGAAGAAUUCCAGAUCACCUUCGCCAAGUGAAGGAAAAAGCCUACACUCCUACGACUAUUUCAAUUGGCCCUAUUCACCACUGCAAAAAUAAAUUUCAAAUCAUGGAAACGUGUAAGGUACGGUAUUUUAAGAGUUUCAUUUCCCGGACCAGGAUAAACUCGGAGAAUUUAGUAAGCACUAUAAGUGACAUGGAAGAAAGAAUUCGAAGUUUCUAUGUAGUGGCUACUUUGCCCUCCAGGCAUGAAUUCGUGAAAAUGAUUCUGGUGGAUGCGGUCUUCAUUCUUGAGCUGUUCUAUAGAGAUAGUAAAGAAGAUAAGGACAUGAACGAUCUUAUUUUAACGGGCCAAUCAUGGCCUAUAAAAUGUGACUUGAUGUUACUUGAAAACCAGAUUCCAUUCUUUGUUUUUGAGAAACUAUCCGACCUUAUUCCCUGUCCCUCAAACUCUUAUCCUUUCAUUCGCCUUACCUUUUCGUUCUUUAACUAUUUCAAUGUUGAGAAAAUAAUAGACCCGAUUGGGGAAAUAAAACACUUCACUGAUUUGAUUAGAACCUUUCAAAUACCUCAACUAAUAUUCCUACCGGCAAGGCGAAGUACUGAAAAGUUUACACUUUCCUUCUCCGCAACACAACUGCAUGAGGCAGGAGUGAAGUUUAAGGUGAGUUCAAGCAAAUGCUUAGCAGACAUAACAUUCGAAUUCGCAAACGGAGUGUUGGAAAUCCCGUGCUUAGAGUUAUAUGAUGGGACGGAAACUCUUAUUCGAAAUGUUAUGGCAUUAGAGCAAUAUUGUUACCCGACAAACAGAUACGUUACGGAUUACUUUGGCUUCUUGGAUGACCUUAUCAACACUACCGAAGAUAUGGAUUUGCUUUGCAAUAACAAAAUCGUGAUUCAUCAUCUAGGCGAAAACAAUGCAGCAACAUCCUUUUUCAACAAUCUUAACACAAAUAUCACAAUACCAGGUUUUUACUCAAAUUACAAUGAUAUUUGUCAAAAUUUGAAUAAAUUCUGUGAGAAACCUUGGCACAAAUGGAGGGCAAUGUUAAGGCAUCAAUAUUUUAGCACUCCAUGGAGAGCUGCUUCUACCAUCGCUGCUAUUAUCCUUCUGGUGUUCACGUUCAUACAAACAGUAUGCUCUAUUAUCCAAAUAGUGCCUAUUGUUUGAUUGCUUCUCAAUAAAUUUUUAUCAGAUACGGUGCAAGUGCAGUGUGUGCAAUGUGUGGUUAGUACGUGGGCUCAUGAAGCACAUGCACGUUGAGCCAGAGUUGCCGAUCGAUUGCUUGAUGAGUACAUAGAUUACUGUAGAUUUCUUAUCUUCUCUGAUUGUCAUCUACUUUUUAUCUAAAUAAAGCUUAGAUAGGAUUGUUA
Quercus robur (English oak) is the source of this 2070-nucleotide messenger RNA. RefSeq names its product UPF0481 protein At3g47200-like. The transcript has 3 exons. NCBI's taxonomy places the organism in Eukaryota, Viridiplantae, Streptophyta, Magnoliopsida, Fagales, Fagaceae. The coding region runs from base 512 to 1867 and encodes 451 amino acids. The record is from RefSeq and is a predicted model, not a curated record.